AUGUCACCCUCGGAAAUACAGGUGUAUCGUUUGGAGAUACUGGACGAUGACAACACUAAGCAGGCGGUGAGCACACUUGUUGAAGCCUUCAAAGGCGUGUGCAGCGGAGGCGAUGACGAUUGCUUCGAGCGGUUGAUAGAUUCGAUCUUUCUGGCAGCGUACAGAGGAGGGCAAAUCUAUGUUGCGAGCUACAAAGAGCACACAUUUGCGGGCGUGGCCGCAUGGUUUCCCCCGGGGCAAGGUCUGUUUCAUACACCUGAUCAAGCCGUCGGGGGCUUCGAUGACCUGGUUGCCGACUUCAGCCCUGAGUUGAGAGACUGGUGGAUAAAUUAUUUCCUCCCGAAAUAUAGCAAUCAGACGACAUCCGCUCUCGGAGAGGGAGUAAAGCUCGCGUCCUGGCAUCUUCAGCUCAUUGGCGUCUCUCCGGAGCAUCAGAGGAAGGGCAUCGGUAGCGCUCUAAUUGACUUGAUUAGUACCAAGGCUAAAGCAGACGGGGUCUCCCUCUGUCUUGAAGUCGAGGAAGGUCCAAAGAUAUCUUUCUACGAGAAAUGUGGUUUCGUUGUGAGGCCGCCUGCGGAAGAGUAUAUCAAUCCAGUGAAGCCCCUGGUAAUAUAUGUGAUGGAGAAGCAGGCGUCGUAG
Stereum hirsutum FP-91666 SS1 is the source of this 639-nucleotide messenger RNA. RefSeq lists its product as uncharacterized. Lineage: Eukaryota; Fungi; Basidiomycota; Agaricomycetes; Russulales; Stereaceae. The record is from RefSeq and is a predicted model, not a curated record. Gene Ontology annotation, molecular function: acyltransferase activity, transferring groups other than amino-acyl groups. Bases 1 to 639 code for a protein of 212 amino acids. The transcript has 7 exons.